This is a messenger RNA of Adineta ricciae, 1194 nucleotides long. NCBI's taxonomy places the organism in Eukaryota, Metazoa, Rotifera, Eurotatoria, Adinetida, Adinetidae. The record is from the annotation of a GenBank genome assembly.
AUGGCUAAACAUCAUCCUGAUUUAAUCUUCUGUCGUAAACAAGCUGGUGUUGCAAUUGGUCGUCUUUGUGAAAAAUGCGAUGGACGUUGCGUGAUUUGCGAUUCCUAUGUUCGUCCAACCACACUUAUGGAUCGAGAGGAGAAAAAGAAACGUAAAGUGCUUUUUAAAGAAUUCGAUGACGAAAUUAAAAAACAGAGGACAACCGCUAAAAACACACGGUUACACAGUGGAAAAUACACAUUGGAUAGCGAUGAAGAGGAUGACGACGAACAAGAAGGAAAUGAAAAAGAAUUAAAUAAAGAUGAUUAUGAAGCACAAGAAAAAGCAACAAUCGGAUUCGAUGAUGAUGUCAAAAUUACACCAUUUAAUAUCGAUGAAGAAUUAGAAGAUGGACAUUAUGAUGAAACAGGAUGCUUUCGGUGGAAUAAGAAAGAUAAAGAGGACAUUCAUGAUGCUUGGCUCGAUGAUAUCGAUUGGACCAACGUGAAAAACUAUAAAUUGAAGAAUCCUCAAGCGACGGACGACGAUCCUGAAAAUCCACCUGAACAAACUAAUUCCAGAGAUGAAGAUACCGUCGAAACGAAAUUUAAUCAAGCUAAUGUAAUCAAAGCAAUGCUAGCAAUCAUGCAACCCGGUGAAUCCGUUACUCGCACAAUUAAACGACUAGGCGCUAUGUUGUCAAAUAAUAAACCAAAACAGCAAAACAAGCAACGUAAAUUGCUUCCAGGUGAAGUGCCAAAACCAACAGCAACGGGAUUAACACCUGAAGAAUUGAAAAACAAUCGAGCUCUUUUCGAAAAGAUGUCUGGUUUAGCUGAUCAAUUUGUAUCCAAUGGGGAAGCGGAUAUUUAUCAAGAAACUUACGAACGUCUAAAAUUCAAACUUGAUCUUGCUCAAACGUCGGCUACAUCGACAACGACCGAUGCCGCUUUCGACAUGUAUGGUGAUACUGAUGUAUCGGCCUCUGUCAAUAAGACGACGACAGACACCAAAAUAUCAUCGGAGGUUCUUUGGGAGUAUACGACAGAUGAAAAUUCGGCAGCAGCUAUUCAAGGGCCAUUUACAACCGAACAUAUGAUCCGUUUGACUAAUACAGAUGGAAAACUAGAUAAAGACAAAGUUCGUUGUCGUCGUGUCGGCACAGAGCAAUUCCAUUCGAUCAAACGUAUUGAUUUCGAUCUUUAUCUCGACUAA